This is a messenger RNA of Lampris incognitus (smalleye Pacific opah), 783 nucleotides long. RefSeq names its product H-2 class II histocompatibility antigen, E-S beta chain-like. Gene Ontology annotation, cellular component: membrane; MHC class II protein complex. Gene Ontology annotation, biological process: immunoglobulin production involved in immunoglobulin-mediated immune response; antigen processing and presentation of exogenous peptide antigen via MHC class II; peptide antigen assembly with MHC class II protein complex. The record is from RefSeq and is a predicted model, not a curated record. The coding region runs from base 1 to 783 and encodes 260 amino acids. Gene Ontology annotation, molecular function: MHC class II protein complex binding. The transcript has 6 exons. NCBI's taxonomy places the organism in Eukaryota, Metazoa, Chordata, Actinopteri, Lampriformes, Lampridae.
AUGGGGACACAUAGCCACUUCAUCAUGAUUGCUUCCUCUUUGCUGCAUCCCAAGCACUGGGACAGCAAAGUUUCUCUUUCUCUUCCAGAUGCGUUUUUGUGGUAUUACCUGGACACAUGUGUGUACACCUCCUCUGAACUUCCUGACAUAGAGUACAUAUACUCUCUGUAUUUCAAUAAGAUAGAAUUUAUGAGGUUUAACAGCACUGUGGGGAAGUAUGUUGGAUAUGAUAAGUUUGGUAUCUAUAACGCAGAGCGCUGGAACAACGAUCCUGCAGAGAUGGCACGAAGGAGAGCUGAUAAAGAGAGAUACUGCAAACAUAAUAUAGAGAUAGAGUACCGAAAAAUACUGGAUAAGACAGCUGAGCCCAGUGUGAGACUGACUUCAGUGACGCCCCCUAGUGGCCGACAUCCGGCCAUGCUGAUGUGCAGUGUCUACAACUUCUACCCCAAAUACAUCAGUGUCACCUGGCUGAGAGACGGACAGCCGGUGACCUCUGACGUCACUUCCACCGAUGAGCUGGCAAACGGUGAUUGGUACUACCAGAUCCACUCCCACCUGGAGUACACGCCCAGGUCUGGAGAGAAGAUCACCUGCAUGGUGGAACACGCCAGUUUCCCCUCUCCUGAGAAAGUGGACUGGAAUCCCUCCAUGCCACAAUCAGACAGAAACAAGAUCGCCACUGGAGCGUCAGGUCUGCUUCUGGGUUUGAUUUUGUCUUUGGCAGGUCUGAUCUACUACAAGAGGAAGGUCAGAGGGCGUGUUCUGGUUCCAACCAGCUGA